AUGCUGCGCCGCGCAUGCCGACGUGCGGCGUCUUCGCAGGCGCAUGCGCGCUCCUUCUCGCCUCGUACCGUGACGAGAGUGCCUAAUUUACGGCUCGAGGACAAGCGGAUCAACGUCUUACUGUCCAACAAGACAACGUCGGACAACUUCGUCUUCGCCUGUCGAGCGCUGCGCUGCAAGGAUGAGACGACGUUAUUAGCAGCCACGGACCCGUCGGCGUGGAAUGUGGCGCUGCAGCGUCGACUGGAAAAACGAGACGAACGAGGCGCUGCGGAGCUGCUGGGGCUCGUGGCUAAUUUCGCUCGCGAAAACGCCAGUGAGCCGGUGUGGACGGAUCUGAUGUUUACCGUUUUACGACAACGAUCGUCGCGUGGGUUCCGUAGAGAAGAGAUCCACCAGCUUUUAGGCCAAUUGAAGAAGCGAUACGGACCUCAGUUCGUGGCUCGUGUGCUGGUUGAAGUGGUCAAUGGAUGCGCCAACAUUAAAAUGACUGUUGCAGGGCAGCAAUUGCUGCUGUAUCAUCAGAAACUAUGGCCUGAAAUCCGGGAAAAAGAGUUUGGCUUAAGCUCACUGGAGCCACUGAUGCCACCGUCCAUUGUUGGGCAUUUGAUGGCCAAAAUGACGCAGAAGAAGGAGUACACGCAAGUGCUGGGCCUUGCGACGGAGUAUUUCACCCACCCAGAGUUUGAUGCAGCCAGAGACUUUCAGCAGCAAGGGUUUCUCGCGCUGUUUCGAGCGAGUGUGAAGGCGAAAAUGAGUCCAAGAAAAAUUGUACGAACGUUUCUGGAUUUUGUGGAGGGAAGUGUGCGCUCAAGUGGCGGUGAUCUGGAGAGGAUCAAGCAUUUACAGCUGGAACAAGGCUUUGGUGCUGUGAUCCAGUGCUGUGUGGCGCUCGAGGAGUUUUCGCUGGCGUUGCAUUGCUUUUCGACGAUGGAGAGCACGCGCGAGAGGAUCACUGUUGUGGAUAAGGUGAUUCCGGCAGAUGAAAACAUGUAUGUCAACGUAAUGAAGGCGUGCACGGCCCUCAAAGACUUCUCCAUGCUGAAAGAUGCGUUCCGUGGGAUGGCAACUCGAGGUGUGGGUCGCAGUGGUGGCUUUGGAUCGGCGAUUCGUUAUUGUCACGAGCACUCGGAUGCGACCUUUCUGGAAGAAGUACUGGAGGAGGUAUCUGCGACAGAAGAGGAGCUCGCUGGCGCUUGGAUGCUGGAGGUGGAGAACUACAACGACGCACUUGGCUGUUUCGCAGCGACGGGGAAGUUCGAACAAGCUAAGGAGCUCUUCUCACAGAUGCUCAGUAACCCGUUUAUCGUACCCGAUCACAUUACGAUGCUGGAGAUGGUGGAGAACCACCGCAAUGCGUCGAUUGAAGAGGUUUUCCACCUUAUGGAUGUGUUUCUGGAGUGGAAGUUAGCGCCGAAUCUUCAGGUCUUUACGUCGCUAUUGUCCAUCUGCAUGCGCCGGCGUCUCGUAGGUGACGCUGUCGCUCUGAUCGAAGCAAUGGAGAAGCACGACGUCGUCCUGGACGUCAAGGCGUUUACGACGAUUGCAUUCAUCCACGCGUCUCAUGGCGAUUUAAAAGCUGUGGUGGGCGUCCUUCGUGACAUGGCUACUGCGGGUGUUUCUACAGACAAGACCUUCUUCGACUACGUUAUUAACGCGCUUUAUGGCUCGUCCAGGGAAGACUUGGCCAUUCCGGAAGGGCUGUACGUCUCGCUGGUGGGCUUGGGUACCCAGAUCGGAUUGAUCGAACGUACGCUGCACAUUGCGUAUAACAUGGAGUGCGAAGGCUUUCAACUCUCCUCGGAUCAAUUGCACGAGCUGAUGGUGCGAUGCCAGUCAGAAACUGAAAUCUCAGAGUUUGUGCGUACAUUUUCUCUACUACAUCAAGGGAUACAACCGGAGACGCCACGGUUUGAGGUGGAAAUGUACGAAGAUUUGAUCUCGAUUCUGACCAAGUUCAACCGCAAGAACGAUGCCGUGAAAGUGCAGAAAUGGGCAAGAACCGCAGGACACGACGACCUCGCCAUCUAG
Messenger RNA from Phytophthora infestans T30-4, 2031 nucleotides. RefSeq lists its product as uncharacterized. Lineage: Eukaryota; Oomycota; Peronosporomycetes; Peronosporales; Peronosporaceae. Gene Ontology annotation, molecular function: protein binding. The record is from RefSeq and is a predicted model, not a curated record. The coding region runs from base 1 to 2031 and encodes 676 amino acids. The transcript has 3 exons.